ACCUCUUUCCGGUUUCCCUUUUUUAUACUGUGUUAUGUUGGUUCGCGUAGCACUCCUCACAGGCCGUUUGGUGUACGUUUUUUUUGUUUGUUGGUGAGAUGAAACUGCCAAAACUCUGAAAGGUAUUAUUGUACAUCAUAAUUGCAACACAAUAUUUGUUCUAGCCUGAAAUGUUAGCCCGUAAUCGUAACAUGGUGUUUGUAUGUUCACGGAUUAAAUGUAACGUUUACGUUUCAUGUUUCACGCAUUUUCUUUUCUUACUAUCCUAACAAUUUACGUAUGGAUUUUCUAACGAUACGUACGUUCAAUCUUUUGGCAGAUAUCUCGUUACAUAGUAUGACAGGUUUGAAUGGACAGAUGAUCGAAGAUCGCCGCCAUUGAGGACCCCUCUCUGAUAAUCGCAAAUUUACGGCGUCACUGAUGUUCCUCUACCCACUAUUGCCCAUAUUUUGGGCUGUUUCUGCAAAGGCAGAUUUAUUUCAAUUUGACAGUAUUUCAAAUGUAUCUACGUAUUAUUUCAAUUAUAUUUAUUGUAAUAUAUGGGAAGGGGAGUGUCAACCGACUCAAGAUGAUGCGACUCAGCAAGGUAUGGUGUUUUUUAUUUCCUGAAAAUUUAAAUUGUUUUAUUAUUCUGCAGAAAUAUCCAAAUUGAGACCGUUUUCUCAACAGUCUUGGUGUAGUCAGAUCGAUUAUGUCGGAUCUAUAACCAAAGAAACAGACGCACUGGAGCUUGUAGUUGUCCAUAGGAACAAUUUGUAAGGCAUACAUUCGUUUUUACACAGGACAAACUUAUUUAUAUUACAAUGUAGAAACUGUAAGCAACGAUGAUUAGCCAGUUUAUUCAAACAUAGAGGGAAUAUCUUAUUUCAUUUAUGAACCAGUGAUGAUAUGAAAAAGUGUUAGUCUUUUCCUUGCAAACUUGCCUUGAGAUUAAAUUAUAGUGUUGUUUAAUUGAUUGCAACAGCUAUGUCUUUAAUACUGCAUUAGAUAUUUACACUGUACAUUUGUGUGCCCAUUUCAGUACCUACUAGGGACCUGUGGGCAGCAUUCCCUCAAGACUAUAUCAGUUUGCUGUCACGGUGGUAUUGCAGCCUGGGACAGUGCUGUGAAUCAGGGGAUUGUCGGAUAACAAAUAAUAUUACAGGUAUGAUGAAGUCAUAUUGAGGCAAUAUUUAUGUGCAUGUAUGUUCCACCAGCUAUGUCAUUUUUGUGCAGUCCUCAUUUUGAUGUUCUGUUUCAGGUCUGGCUAGUGAUCUACAGCUAAAGCUUCAUGGGCAGCACCUUGCCCAAUCAGUGGUUCUGAAGGCUGUGCAAGGCUUCAUCAGUAACCCUGAAUCCAAUAAGCCAUUGACCCUCUCCUUCCAUGGCUGCUCUGGCACGGGCAAGAACUUUGUGACCCGGAUUGUAGCUGACAACUUGUACCGGGAAGGGGUGAAGAGCGAGUGUGUGCGUCUGUUCAUCGCCCCAUUCCACUUCCCCCAUGCCAGACUGGUGGACACGUACAAGGUGAGCCUAGCUCUUGGUACAGACACGACUCCUCUCUGCCAGGAACAUGUGCAGAACAUAACUAUGUUGGGUAUAUGGGAUUAUAUAAUACAUAUUUUGAGACCCUGUUUUAUUGCCAUGCAUUAAGGACUAGCUAAAUGUCUAGUUUAAAAAGAAAAUGUAAAUGUUGACAUUUUCCAGGUCACCUCCUAAAUAAAAGUUAUUGGAACUCACACCAGCUAGGCAACCUUCCAACCAAUUGCAAAUUCAAUGUUAAAUAGCAUAAUACAUACUAUCACUAUUUCAAAAUGAUAGUGAAGCAAUUGAUUAAAUUACACAAAUCGAUCUCGACCAAAGCAGGAAUUAAACAAAUAUACAGUAUUAUUUCCAAACUCAACAAAUUAUCACAAAGAGUGCCAUUUUUAGUGGAUAAAAACAUGUAGAAUAAUACAUGGAAUGCAUGUGCAUAUUUUAACCUGUCUUAAAUGAGAGAGUGAGAGGGGAUAUUUUUGUGCUCACCAUAGCUCUCUCUUUCCAGGGCCAGCUCAAAGAAGCUAUCCGGGACAUGGUGCUGCGUUGCCCACAGACACUUUUCAUCUUUGAUGAAGCUGAGAAACUGCACCCGGGCCUUAUAGAUGCCAUCAAGCCCUAUAUGGACCAUUAUGACAAUGUGGAUGGGGUCAGCUAUAGGAGGGCUGUCUUCUUAUUCCUCAGGUUAGCCAUAUAUACCCUUUCAAUCAUUGCAAUGUCUCUUCCACUAACUAAUGUAAGGAAACUCAACUGUCUUAGUCAUGGGUAAAUGUCUCAGAGAUUUUUCCUUCACCAAGAUAUGUUGUAAUAAUUAUUUGUAGUAAUAUUGGUGGGACCACCAUCAACGAUGUGGCCUUGGACUUCUGGCACUCAGGGCAGAACAGAGAGGACAUUGGGAUGGAGGACUUGGAACACCGGCUACGUGCUGAAGCUAUGGAUUCUCAAGGUACCAACAGUGGCUUUACAAUCAUUCACACUCAUUCUCAGCAUUUACAUAUAGUGCAUUCGGAAAGUAUUCAGACCCCUUGACUUUUUCUACAUUUUGUUACAUUACAGCCUUAUUCUAAAAUUGAUUAAAUUGUUUUUUUUCCCCCUCAUCAAUCUAUACACACUACCCCAUAAUGACAAAGCAAAAACCAUUUCCUCAGUACUUUGUUGAAGGAUUACAGCCUCGAGUCUUCUUGGGUAUGACGCUACAAGCUUGGCACACCUGUAUUUGGGGAGUUUCUCCCAUUCUUCUCUGCAGAUCCUCUCAAGCUCUGUCAGGUUGGAUGGGGAGCAUUGCUGCACAGCUAUUUUCAGGUCUCUCCAGAGAUGUUCGAUCUGGUUCAAGUCCGGGCUCUGGCUGGGCCACUCAAGGACAUUCAGAGACUUGUCCCAAAUCCACUCCUGCGUUGUCUUGGCUGUGUGCUUAGGGUCGUUGUGCUGUUGGAAGGUGAACCUUCGCUCUCAAGCAGGUUUUCAUUAAGGAUCUCUAAGUACUUUGCUCCAUUCAUCUUUCCCUCAAUCCCCACUAGUCUCCCAGUCCCUGCCACUGAAAAACAUCCCAGUCCAAACAUCGCUUUGUCAUUCUGGGGUAUUGUGUGUAGAUUGAUGAGGGUAAAAAAUUAUUUAAUCAAUUUUAGAAUAAGGCUGUAAUGUAACUGGAAAAAGACAAGGGGUCUUAACACUUUCCGAAUGCACUGUAAAUACAUUUUCACAGAGCAAGAUUGAAGAUGCCUUUCUCAUGAACACUACUACACUGUUAACACAACAACAAAUAGUUUGCAAAAAGACAGAAUACAGAUUAGAAACAGAUUAAAACAUUUUGAAUUCCAUAACAUUUCAGUGCAACAUGUUUCGAUGUAAAUACCUUUCUGGAAUUGUGGAUUAACCCAUUUGUCUGCUUUACAGGAGGCUUUGCACAGAGUGAACUGAUGUCAGGUCACCUUAUUGACUUCUUUGUGCCCUUCCUACCUCUGGAGUACCGUCAUGUCAAGCGCUGUGCCCGUGAUGCCUAUGCAGCGCGGGGUCUGGAGCCAGACGAGGGAACGCUGGACGAAGUGGCAAAGGCCAUGCUAUAUAUACCCAAGGAGGAGAGGCUAUUCUCUGCCCAAGGCUGCAAAUCAAUACCACAGAGGAUCAAUUUCUUCCUACCCUAAACAGACUAAUGCAAUCCAGAAAACACAUGAACAGGGUUUUAGCAAAAAGGAAAAAGUAUGUCCUGCCGACAUAUUGAACAUUCUUGCAAUGGCACAUAUCGAUCAGAAAUGUGGUAUGCCCACUCCUCACCCUACACUACCAAGAAAGGAAGCAUAGGGCAUCUUGCUAUAGUAACAUUCAAUCUGAUAACAAAAUAAGGGAUUUUAGCAUGCAUUAUUCAACUUCCUCAUUAGGCAAUUUUUAUACACUGAUUUUAGGUCAAGCUCAGGUCAACUCGAGUAUUAGUAUUUGCAUGUACACUACCAGUCAAAAGUU
This is a messenger RNA of Coregonus sp. 'balchen', 3972 nucleotides long. The record is from the annotation of a GenBank genome assembly. NCBI's taxonomy places the organism in Eukaryota, Metazoa, Chordata, Actinopteri, Salmoniformes, Salmonidae.